AGCACUGGGCCCUGUGCACAGUGGGCGCUCUCGGGGGCUGGCUCAGGUGUUCAGAAAGGCCUGGCACUGGCCUUGGCACAUGCCUCUCUAACUUGCAGCUUUCUCUCCUGCAGGGAGGUGUCUGUACUAAACUCGCCUGCACCCUGCUGCCUUUCCCCGGGGCCAGGGAACGCCCGCCGCUUUGCCAGGCUAAUGCCCCUUGCCCGGGCGCUGCAUGCGCCUCUGGCUGAACUCCGCCUCGCCCCGGGCCGCUCCCUCUCUGCCCCCUUCUGGUCUCCGCCCUGCGCGCCGCCUUUGUGUGCACGGAUCCGGCCAGGGCUCUCUCCGCCCCCCGCCCUCCACCUGGGGCGGCCAUAGGCUGCUGCCUUGUUUGCACGCCGGGCUGGCUAGGCGCGGGCUGGCUCUAGGGCUGGGCUGGAGGGAUGACAAAGCAGAGGCGAGCUGGGCUCAGCCCUCCUCCUCCUCCGGCUGCCCGGCGCUGCUGUUAUGGAAACCAGCCCGGCUUGCCCGAGCGGAUAAUGGAGCGGCCAUGGCCAAAGCCAGCAGCAGCGGCGCAGCGCCCCCGGCCAGGGCGGGGGGCCCGGAGGGCCAGGACCCCUGGGAGCUGUCCCUGGAGCAGGUGCUGAAGUCCUACGAGCAGCCCAUCAACGAGGAGCAGGCGUGGGCCGUGUGCUACCAGUGCUGCCGCGGGCUGGCGGGCGCCGAGGGGCGCUGGGGGCCGGCGGGCCGGAUCCGGGACACGGCGGACAUCCUGCUGCACAAGGACGGGACGGUGACGGCCCGCGGGGAGCAGGGCUCGGCCGAGCUUCCCCUGACCCUGUCACCCUCAACGGAAGCACAGAUGGUGCAGUCGCUGGGAUUUGCCAUUUACCGGGCGCUGGACUGGGGGCUGGACGAGAGUGAGGAGCGAGAACUGAGCCCCCAGCUGGAGAAGCUGAUCGACCUCAUGGCCAACAGCGACUCUGACGACAGCGGCUGCAGCAUGGCGGACGAGGGCUACGGGGGGCAGGAUGAAGAGGAGGAGGCUGUGGAGGGGCUCCCACGAGCCGUGCGCACCUUCGGGCAGGCCAUGAGGAUGUGCGCCGCUCGCCUGACGGCCCCCCAGGAGGCACAGCAACAUUACCAGGCUGUCUGCAGGGCCCUCUUUGUGGAGACGGUGGAGCUGAAGGCUUUUCUCACCAAGAUCCGGGAAGCUAAGGAGAUGCUGAGGAAGCUGAGGGAACAGGAGGAGGAGCUGGAGGAGAGGUCGACGGAUGAGCUCGAUAACCUGCGGAACACAGACUGGGCCCGGCUGUGGGUGCAGCUGAUGCGGGAGCUACGUGACGGUGUGAAGCUGAAGAAAGUCCAGGAGAAGCAGUACAACCCCCUGCCCACCGAGUACCAGCUGACGCCCUUUGAAAUGCUGAUGCAGGACAUCCGGGCACGCAACUACAAGCUUCGCAAAGUCAUGGUGGAUGGCGACAUCCCCCCCAGGGUGAAGAAAGAUGCCCAUGAACGCAUUCUGGAUUUUAUACGGUCACGGCCGCCACUGAAACAGGCGGCUGAGAGGCGGCUGCGCCCCAUGCCCCAGAAGCAGAGAACGCUCCACGAGAAGAUUCUGGAAGAAAUCAAACAAGAAAGAAAACUUCGCCCAGUCGAGAUGCGGCACCAGGGUCAGAAAGGUUUUGGCUCCCUGCCCUGCAUCCUUAAUGCCUGCUCCAGCGACGUGAAGUCAACCUCCUGCAUCAACCUCUCUGUACCCGACUCAAGCACCCCCGCCCAGCGCCUGCGGCCAAGGGUUCUGCUCAAGGCUCCGACGCUGGCCGAGAUGGAGGAGAUGAAUAUCUCCGAAGAGGAGGAGUCUCCAAGCGCUGAGAUGGGGAGGGAGCCUGGCUUAGGGCUCCCCCUGAAGCGUGAUCGCUCCUUCUCUGAACAGGACCUGGCCCAGUUCCAGAGCGAGAGGGGCACCAGCCAGCCCGAGUCAGGGUAUCUGGCACCACGGGAGUCUGAGCCAAGACCCCGCUCAGGUAGCAUGAAUACUGCACGGAUCAGCAUGGAAACCAAAGGUUCGUUCCCAGCCAGUUACCACCAGAUCCCAGCUAGCGCUGGUCCGCUCACGUCCGACCGCGGCUCCCUCGGGGCUGUGGAGGAGAGGCCAGAGGGCGGCUCCAGCUCCACCCCUGACAGCAGCUCCAAGCAUCUGUGGCUGGAGUUCAGCCACCCCGUGGAGAGCCUGGCCCUGACCGUGGAGGAGAUGAUGGACGUGCGCAGGGUGCUGGUAAAGGCCGAGAUGGAGAAAUUCCUCCAGAGCAAGGAACUCUACAACAGCCUGAAGAAGGGGAAGAUCUGCUGCUGCUGCAGAACAAAGUUCCCUUUGUUCUCUUGGCCCCCAGCCUGUCUCUUCUGCAAGAGAUCCGUCUGCGCCUCCUGCAGCCUCAAGAUUAAGAUGCCUUCGAAGAAGCUUGCUCAUAUUCCCGUCUACGCCCUGGGCUUCGAGAACCUCCCCAGAUCUCUGAAUGCCAAAGCUCUGCUGCUGAGGAAGAGAGACGCCUUCAACUCUCUGCACUGGCGGAGGGUGGAAGAGGAGUUCCCCCACAUCUAUGCCCACGGCUCCAUCUUGAAGGACAUCUGCAGUGACUGCACCAGCUUCGUGACCGAUGUCAUCAGCUCAAGCCGGAAGAGCAUGGCCAUCCUGAACGCCACGCCGCGCAAGGGCAGGAAGACGCAAUCCCUCUUCAUCCAGCCCACCCACAUUGCCAAAGCCCAGUGAAGGACUCCACUGCCGCCCUCCAGGCCUGGCCCUGGUAGCUUCACAGGCACCAGGAGCCAGGCUCACAAGCAACUCCGCAGUGUUAGCACCUUUGCAGAAAUUGGCUCUCCAAGGAGCUGGGACUCUCUGGGCAUCACCUCCCACCCCCACCAACAUUCGUGCGCAAGAACCAAACCAAGAUGGCUUCCAGAUGACCCUGCUGCCUAAAAAUUGCCACCAUCCUUCCCUGGCGUGCUGCAAACACCGCUGCUUACCCCCAGCCUGACCGCUCGUGCCGCUCUUCGACCUCCAUUGCGAUGCCCUGCUAGUGGAGGUGUGUGUAUGUACGUAGAUCAUCUCUAUACAGCUCUAUAUUUAUAGCCAUCAGUGACCAGCGAGAUGGCACGUCAGCCAGCGGGACUCUCAGGCUGCGGCGCGUGUCUGAGGCCACGUGUUGCACAGCAGGGAGCUCGGGGUCUCCCCAUGGGAGAGCAGAAGGGCCCAGUCCCUUGCUCUGGCUGAGGAUGGGCAGGGCCCAGGAUGUGACUCAGAGCCCAGCUUCUCUCAGAUCUGUCGGAGCAGGUCCUGGCGUGUUUCAUUCCUUCCCCCCUGGGCAGCUGGUCCUGCCCGGUUCCUCAGGGCCCCGGAGCAGGCUGGGGCGAUCUGUCCGGAACGUGUUGGAGGAGGAACUGUUCAGACUCUUCUGUUUACAUUGCUUCUGACUCGCCUGGAAGGAACGGAGUCCUAGCGCUGGGCUGAGGCUCCUGGGCCAGUGUGUGCUGCUGGCUAGCACAGGGCAACGUGCUGGUUCUGCCAUGUGGCCAGAGCCCUGCCAUUGGGAUCAGGGACGCAGGCUGUAGAUGCCCUCCUCAGCCCGCCCAGCCCGGCACCUUUCCCCUCCAGCUCAUCCCGUGGUGUCAACGGCUGCCUGGGCUGGGGGCCCCCGGUGGGGCUUAGUUCCCACGGAAAGCAUAAUGGGCUGGCUAGAAGCACUGGCUGGGUCUUAGGCCCUGUGUUUGAAUCCAGGGCAUGGUGCUUGUGAUGGCCCGAGGCCUGUCCUGGGAGCCAGAGUGGGGGCUGAGCCUUGUGAGGGUGGCCAAACGCCCCCUUUUGCUGGUAUGACUGUCUACACUGGGGCCUUAGCCAGCCUAGCGAGGUCAGGUGGGAGAGUGACUUUUCACACUCCUAACCAACACAGCUGCCGCAAAACUUAGCACUGUAGAUCAGGCCUCAGACCGGCAACUGGCUCGUGCUCAUAAAUCAAGUAAAUAAUUGCCAGUGGAUCUCUGCAUACAGCACGAAGCGACUGAGCUUUGGCAAACCAGGCCUGGAUGGGAGCUGGCAGCAUUUGGGGAAGGUUCAUCCUCCCUGGGAAACUGCACAGUGUGUGACAGGGGAAGCAAGGGGGAACGCUCCUGCAGACUCCACGACCUAGCAGCCCCUCUCCACGCUGAAGAUACCAUCCUGGCAGAAACCCGUGGUGCUCCGCUGCCCAUGGGCGCUGCUUUCUGAGGUUAGCCUGGGUUGGCGCCAGCCCGCUCGCUUCUCCCUGUUUUGACUCGGCCACAUUUUGCUGACACAUAACAAUGACAAUGCCUUAUCAUCCUGCCCACUGUCUGCAAUAACUCAUCCUCCUGCCCGUGUCAGCGUUGACAGGCAUGUGCGAAUGAGGGUGACCCCGCCCACGUGUCCUGUCCAUGGCUGAGCCAUCGGCCAAUGUUUUGUACACAGCCCAUCCUGUACAGAUGAAAUGUACAUUGUAAAUAACGUGCACCUGGACUGGCAUGGUUGCUCUUGUACAUAUGAUUGCUCCCAUACUAAUAAAUCCCUAUUUUGAGCUGCAGUGGCUGUUUCAUAAUGCUUUGUUGGCACAUACUGAUUCCUGGGCUGGGUAAGUGGGGAAGCUGGCGGGGUAGCUAUGGGUGGAGGGAGGCCAACCCAAACACUGCUGUAGCUUACUCCUGGGGGAAUUUUUGCGCCUCUGUGCGUGCGCAGACUUAAUAUUCCCCGCAGAUUUCUUUGCUUUCGUGCAGAAAAAUGACUUUCUAUCAGGGAAACAAAGGGAAGCUGCAAGAGCAGUCACGCACCAGUCCCUAGCAGAGCAGAUACAUCGUUUCAGGCACCCGGAGCAGCCAGCGGAGAGGUAAAUCACCAGGGGGCUGGGGACACCCCAGCCAGUGGCUCCUACCUUGAGCUGGGAUCAGCUGCUACUCCUGGCUGGGCUGGAGGCAGGAAAGGACAGGACUUCCUCUUCCCUGCAAGCAGUGUCUGGAGUUAUCAGACCACCCCCAGAAACCUCCCCCAGCUGCAGGAAGCUCAACAUCCUCCUCUGCUUCCUUCCUCCAUCGUGCCUCAGCUGGGGGGGAGGGGUCACUAUAUGGGGAGCUGCUCCCCAUCCACCCAGCUCCUGUGCAUCCGGAACUCCCCUACCCGGACACCGCUGCCAAGCCUCACCCCACCCCACUGAACCUCAACCCCUGCAUCUGGAGCCCUCCUGCACCCAGACCCCCUGCCUCCAGACCCCCACCCCUGCCUCCAGACCGCC
Molecule: messenger RNA, 5273 nt
Organism: Mauremys mutica (yellowpond turtle)
Lineage: Eukaryota; Metazoa; Chordata; Testudines; Geoemydidae
Gene: SPIRE2
Product: spire type actin nucleation factor 2
Exons: 15
Coding region: 215-2749 (844 amino acids)
Biological process (GO): establishment of meiotic spindle localization; polar body extrusion after meiotic divisions; actin filament polymerization
Cellular component (GO): cell cortex; cytoplasmic vesicle membrane
Molecular function (GO): actin binding
Source: RefSeq, a predicted model, not a curated record